AUGUCUGAAGGCCUGGAGACUCCACUGCAGAGCCCGGAGAGCGGCGUCUCGCCAAAGUCACAGCCGACCCCGAAGCAGGCGGACUACUUCCCCGGCGACAAGCAGCCAGAAACGACGACAGCCCCCGGCGAUGACAGCGACGAUCUGCCGGAACACACCGAAGCAGGCGCUUCCAUCAUCGAGGUGGCGGCCGGUGCGCAGCUCGACACGAAGGGCAAGGACAAGGAGAUGGACAACGAUAGCGACGCGAGCGCCACCACGCCGGGCGACACUGCACCUAGUCCGGGCAGCAGCAGCGAGCCGCCCUCGAGGAAGAUGUCCAUCUCCUCGGUUACUUUCCGCCAGCCGUCCAACCCAUCGCUGCCGCAAGGUCUGAAGAAGAAGCCACUUGAUGCCGCUCGUAGGAGAGACGCUUCUCCGCCACAUCAGGGUUGCGGCGGGCGGCUCUGGCCGGCAAUGCUCUGCCCAGAGGAGCCUCAAGUGAGGUUAAGCAAAUCCAACGUGGUCGCGUGGGAUGACCCUUGGCCGGAACUACCCCAAGAUGCAUCGCGGCCCGCUGCGGUCUCGACACUGGGAAUGGGAACGCUAGUGCCCUCUUGGGCCACUGCUGCACGAUUAUUCUGGGGCGGCACUGAUGCUUUCGGGUUCACUUGCGACCAGCCCAUCGUUUAUUUGUGUGAGGGGUCGUCACAUGUUCUGUCCUGCACCACCCCCGACCAGGCAAGGUCCUGCCAGCUACCACCUUACGAGCUUACCUGCGCCGACUUGCCGUCAGCCGCGCCGCCUGGCCACGGGGGAAGCUCUAUGCCAAAGAUGGACGAGCGCCGCCGGAAGCUGGUGCUAUCGCCAAGCUGGGUUGCCUCCCUGGGCCCUGGCCGUGACCCGCCAGGGGCUGCAGCAAGCACUCCUCUUCCCAACGCACACACUGAGCAGCACCAUAACACACCACGCCCCUGCGAACCACGGCGUACCGUGCAGCGGCGAACAGACUGGGGCCAACGAACUCUACUCUCGCUCGUCGACCGCUUUGGCUUCAUUCCUCCAAUCUCACGAAAGCCGCGCAUUGGUAAAGUUGCCGUGCUACGAUUCCAGUCCCACGUCGCAUUCGACAACAUCCCAUUGGGCGAAUCGACCGACUUCAAUCCCAUCGCUUUCACGCUCAAUGCCAAACAUGCCGGUUACCAGUCGAGCCGGAGGAGUCGUACGUUCAUGGUCGGCGUCGACGACAAUGCGUAUUCCGACCAUGCGCUUCAGUGGCUGCUCGAGGAGCUUGUGGACGACGGCGACGAAGUGAUCUGCGUUCGCGUGAUUGAGACGGCCACUCGCCUGACGAAUACGGCAUAUCAGGAGCACGCGCAAGCCCUAAUGGACAUCUGUCAGUCAAAGAAUAAGAAGAACCUGGCCAUAUCACUCGUCGUCGAGUAUGCCGUUGGGAAGCUUCACAACACUUUUCAACAUCUGAUCAAGAUUUACCAGCCAUCUAUGCUCAUCGUCGGGACCAAGGGACGCAGUCUUGAUACUGUCUCGGGACUUUUCGUAAACCGCAGCUCGUUCUCCAAGUACUGCCUCCAGUACUCGCCUGUUCCUGUUGUUGUCGUGCGCCCUACUGAGAAACGCGAGAAGAAGCGGAUCAAGCGGGCUCAGGACCCCUCGCGUCAGAGCUACCUUCACAUGUUACCUGGCAAUAAGCAUGAGGCCGACAGCGAGAACAGUAGUGUUUAUGAGCUUGAGCCGAAUCUGACCGCUGACGAGGAGGCCCACCGCGUUGCAGUUGCAAAUGGCCUCCCUGCGAAGUACGAUCCCACUAUCAAACCAAUCGAUCCAAAUGUUCUUCUGGGCCGCAGUGGAAGCAACCGUCGCUCUGUGCAUGCAGCAGGACCGACCGCGGAAGCCAUUGCGCUUGCCGCAACUGGCCGACUGCCUGCUUCACCAGAGCCGAAAGACGACGAAGGAUCGGAGUCUGAGUAUGAAGAGGAGUUUGAGGUCUCAACGGGCGAGCAGGCCCUUAAGAAGGAACGGCUGCACAACAUGGAAAUCAAUGAGGGAGCGGCCCUUAAAGAAAUGCGGAAACUGAGCAAGGACUCGAUUGCCGAGGAGGAGUCGGACGAAGAUGGCGGCGCCAAGACGGAUAAACGAUAA
Messenger RNA from Neoarthrinium moseri, 2139 nucleotides. RefSeq lists its product as uncharacterized. The transcript is spliced from 6 exons. The record is from RefSeq and is a predicted model, not a curated record. NCBI's taxonomy places the organism in Eukaryota, Fungi, Ascomycota, Sordariomycetes, Amphisphaeriales, Apiosporaceae. The coding region runs from base 1 to 2139 and encodes 712 amino acids.